Molecule: messenger RNA, 1076 nt
Organism: Schistosoma guineensis
Lineage: Eukaryota; Metazoa; Platyhelminthes; Trematoda; Strigeidida; Schistosomatidae
Source: the annotation of a GenBank genome assembly
CGAAUAUUUACAUUUUAAUUAUCUUUAUUCAUUGUUAUCAGUUAACAAUUAUACAGUAAUAAGUUGAAUUGCAAAAAGAGAAAGAAUGACAAGUGGACCACAACCUCAUAAUCUAAUAGGACCUUCAUUGGUCAAUAGAGGAGGUAAAGCGAUGGACUCAUUUUUGGACGCAUUUUUCGCUUUGGAUACAGAUAAUCGUGAAGUGAUAUCAUUGAAUGACUUAAGUUCAUAUAAUAAAAAACAUGGCCUACAAGAUAGUUUUCCAGAAACAUUUCUUCGUCGGUUUGAUGCUGAGAAAACUGGUGUUAUAACAUUAGAACAAUAUUGUAAAGCAUUAGGUCUUGUUCCAAAACAAGCGCGCGAGAUACGAAGACGACGUACAACAGUAUUAUUAGAACAAUUAAUGCCACGUGAUUUAGAAACGAUAUACGAUGAUAUGGAUUUAGAAAUGAAAGUUAAAGUUAUGGAAUUAUUUAUUGAUGAUCUACGUGAAUCUGGUCGUAAAACAAAUAUUGAUAUGGAGAAAUUAGAUCAAGCUAUGCAACGUUUAAAAGAAUAUUUUGAUACACGUUAUGGUAAAUCAUGGCAUAUUAUAACAUCGGUUAAUCAACAUUUGGGAAGAUUUAGUUAUGAACCAAAUACAUUAUUUCAUUUUUGUUUAGGUAGAUUCGCUGUAUUAAUAUGGAAAACACCAUGUUCUGCCUAAUUUAUUCUCAUAAUGAUUGAAUGAUUAAAAACUAUUUUAAAAUAAACCAGUUAAAAAGACCCUAUUAACAAUAAUAUUCAAUUUGUUCUUUUAUUCACUUUUUUGAAAUUUAAAUGUUACUACUUUAAAUUAUAUGAGUAGUUUCUUGUAAUAUUGAAUUAUUUUCUCCCCUAAUUCUGUAUGUAUUCUAAAAACUUCUGAUAUAAUUUUAUUUCAAAGGCAAUUAGGCUUUCUUUUAUAACUAUGCAUAUACAUGUAUUACCUUUGUGAAGUUGAAAUAUGUUACACUGAGAUAAAUUAAUCAAACGUAAGACAAGUGCACAUGCAGGUACUACUACUACUACUACUACUACUACUACUACUACUACUA